Messenger RNA from Brassica oleracea var. oleracea, 2097 nucleotides. Its product is annotated as auxin response factor 3. Gene Ontology annotation, cellular component: nucleus. Gene Ontology annotation, molecular function: DNA binding. Bases 87 to 1871 code for a protein of 594 amino acids. The record is from RefSeq and is a predicted model, not a curated record. NCBI's taxonomy places the organism in Eukaryota, Viridiplantae, Streptophyta, Magnoliopsida, Brassicales, Brassicaceae. The transcript has 10 exons. Gene Ontology annotation, biological process: regulation of DNA-templated transcription; response to hormone.
ACUCUUCUCUUCUCAGAGGGUAAAGUUCCGAAGUCAUGAAGAAACAACAACUCCUCUGAAUAAAAGCUCUUACCUUUAUAUCUCUGAUGGGUGGUUUAAUCGAUCUGAACGUGACGGAGGAAGAAGACGAAACGCUCUCUUCGGCUUCUGGGUCUCUCUCUCCUUCCAAUUCGUCUUCGUCUGCAUUUGGUGUGAGUGGUUCUUCGUCUUUUUCGAGCUCGUCUGGGGUUUGUUUGGAGCUGUGGCACGCUUGUGCUGGACCCCUCAUCUCUCUGCCCAAAAGAGGAAGCCUUGUUUUGUAUUUCCCUCAGGGACAUUUGGAACAACAAGCCCCCGGUUUCUCCGCCGCGAUUUACGGGCUGCCUCCUCACGUGUUCUGUCGUAUUCUCGAUGUUAAGCUUCACGCAGAGACAGAUACUGAUGAAGUGUAUGCUCAAGUCUCUCUUCUUCCUGAGUCUGAGGACAUUGAGAGGAAAGUGCGUGAGGGAGUUGUUGAUGGUGGAGAUCAGGAAGAUUAUGAAGUGCUUAAGAGGACUUAUACUCCUCACAUGUUUUGCAAAACCCUCACUGCUUCUGAUACAAGCACUCAUGGAGGCUUCUCUGUUCCUCGCCGUGCAGCUGAGGAUUGCUUCCCUCCUCUGGACUAUAGCCAGCCCCGGCCAUCUCAGGAGCUUCUUGCCAGGGAUCUUCAUGGCCUUGAGUGGCGUUUUCGCCACAUUUAUCGAGGGCAACCUAGGAGGCAUUUGCUGACUACAGGGUGGAGUGGGUUUGUGAACAAGAAGAAGCUUGUCUCUGGAGAUGCUGUCCUUUUCCUCAGAGGUGAUGAUGGCAAACUGCGUUUGGGAGUUAGAAGAGCUGCUCAAUUUGAAGGCGCAUCUGCUUUCUCAACUCAGUAUAAUCAGAAUACAAAUCACAACAAUUUCUCUGAAGUAGCUCAUGCCAUAUCUUCCAACAGCGCUUUCAACAUAUACUACAACCCCAAGGGAAGCUGGUCAAACUUCAUAGUCCCUGCAAAGAAGUUCUUGAAGAUUGUUGACUAUCCAUUUUGUAUCGGUAUGAGAUUCAAAGCCAGGGUUGAGUCUGAAGAUGCCUCUGAGAGAAGAUCCCUUGGGAUUAUAACUGGAAUCAGCGACUUGGAUCCUAUCAGGUGGCCUGGUUCUAAAUGGAGAUGCCUUAUAGUAAGGUGGGACGACAAUGAGGCAAGCAGGCAUCAACAGCGCGUCUCGCCGUGGGAGAUUGAACCGUCUGGUUCAAUCUCCAGUUCAAGCAGCUUCAUAACAACAGGUCCUAAGAGAAGCAGGAUUGGCUUUCCUAACAUUCCUGUCUCUGAGGGGAUCCACGCCACAGACUUUGAGGAAUCUCUAAGAUUCCAGAGGGUCUUGCAAGGUCAAGAAAAAUUUCCGGGUUUCAUCAACACUUCUUCUGAUGGUGGUGCCGGGGCCAGGAGAGGCCGGUUCAAAGGAACUGAGUUCGGUGACUCUUAUGGGAUCCAUAAGGUCUUGCAAGGUCAAGAAACAGUUCCUGUCUACUCAAUGACCGCUCAUCAGCAGCAGGGGUUGAGUCAGAGGAACAUUUGGUGUGGUCCGUUCCUGAACUUUGGUAGCCGUGUCCUCCAGCCAUCAUCAUCACCUUCUUCUGUCUUGAUAACCAACUCGAAUAGUCCCAAUGGGCGUCUGGAAGAUCACCACGGAGGUUCCGGCAGCAGGUGCAGGCUGUUUGGUUUCCCACUGAGGGAUGAGCCCACUGCGAUGGUUGUCCCUUGCGUUGAAGGGCAAAAAAGUGCUUCUGAUGUUCAAAGCAAUCAUCAUCAUCAUUCACAGGGAAGGGACAUGUAUGGCAUGAGAGAUAUGUUGCUAGACAUUGCUCUCUAGUGUUCUUCGGUUUAAUUAUGUGUUUGUUUUCUUGCUUGCUUGCUUGCGGCUUAAGUAAGUGUGUAUUUUUAGUUGGUUUUAUUUUGAAGAUGACUUGGUAGCUAACUUUCGGAUGUCACAAGUUGUCAACUUUGUAGCUUCGUUGAUGACUCUUGUAAACUUUGUAGCUUCGCUGCAAGAAUGGUUUUUAGGUUCAACUGUUUUUUAAAAAGUGUAUUUUCUUUAA